Erythranthe guttata (spotted monkey flower) is the source of this 2373-nucleotide messenger RNA. RefSeq names its product putative membrane protein At1g75140. Gene Ontology annotation, molecular function: protein binding. The record is from RefSeq and is a predicted model, not a curated record. NCBI's taxonomy places the organism in Eukaryota, Viridiplantae, Streptophyta, Magnoliopsida, Lamiales, Phrymaceae.
UAAAACGACCCUUUAUGACAAAAACAAAAACCUCGUAGCCGCCGUUGUUUUAGGCUUUUACCCUCAACCCCAAAACUAUAUAGAAAUCCCAUUUCCAACCCUUUCUCCGUACCACAAUCCAACAAAUGAACUUCCAUAAAUUACAAAAACCACCCACAAAUAUUUCAUAAAUUGACAAAAUCACCCCCACCACCCCUCUUUUAGAUCUCAUCUUCUAAACUCUCGGCUCCAACUCCCAAGUAACACUUCUUCUUCUUCCUCGCUCCGGCCACACAGCUUCAGCAUCCAAAAUCAAUGGCUAUUCCUCGUAGAAAAGGCAAGUUAAUCUUCGUAAUUACUGUUUCUCUGCUUAUUUCAGAUUUUUUCGUUUUCGUCCCACGUUUUUCUUCUUGCCUUGUUCUUGCAUCACCACCGCAUUCGAACUCAAUAAUCGAAACCCACAGCGGAAACGCAAACCCAAUUGAGGAAAAUCUGCCCGACCAAACCCUAGAUUCCGUCUUGCUGAAACAACAGCAGCUCCAAUUAGAUAAAUUCGAAGAAUUAGUUCAAAACCUCACCCACCUCAUUUCUAGGUUAGAAUCCCAUUUUUCCGACGCCCCAGAAAAAAUGAAGAAGAACCCCCCUUUGUUAUCUCCCUCUCACCACGAAUCAAACGACGCCGUUUUGAUAGAAGAAGAAAAACAAGUUCCAGUUAAAGAAGAGCGUUUAAAGGAGGAAGGACAAGUGAGUGGGUCAAUGUUGGUUACCAAGUACAACUCGUUCUGGUCGGAGCGGUUUCAAUUCGUGUCGGCGGUGAAAUUGAGCUCCACCCCGACGUGCGUGAACGUCUUGCCGUAUCGGGAUUUCGAGGGUAUGAGCAAAUACUUCGCCGUGGGCGACAACAACGGCAAACUGUACAUCUUCGUCCGGAGCGGCGACAUUUCCCUCGAGUUCAACGCGUUCCCCGAGGCGUCGGAUCCGUCUCCGAUCACGGCCAUGGUGUCUUAUCUCUCCCUCUACAAGAACGAGACCACGAUCGUGACCGGCCACGAAAACGGGGCUAUAGCGACCCACCGAGUUUGGGAGACGAUGCUCAACAACGGCGACGAGUGGAGCUCUCUCCACUUUGAGAGGGCCGCGAGAUUCGAAACCCCCGAUUCAGGGGGCGGUGGCCCCCGCAUUGGCCUUCUAGAAGUUCACCAUGUCGGUAGGAAGAAAUACAUUCUCGCAUCGGAUAACGGCGGGAAAAUAACCGUUUUCAAAGAAAACGGGGCGCUCCAUGGAUCUGUUACCCCCACUAGAAAACCCGUUGCUUUCUUGAAACAAAGACUACUGUUUCUCACCGAGAACGGGGCGGGCUCGUUGGAUUUGCGGACCAUGAAGUUGAAGGAGACCGAAUGCGAGGGCUUGAACAAUUCUUUCGCCCGGAAUUACGUUUUCGACACUACGGACCGUUCGAAGGCGUACGGCUUCACUUCGGACGGUGAUUUGACCCACACGUUAUUGUUGGGCGAUGUAAUGAACUUCAAGUGUCGUGUUAGGUCGAAAAGGAAGCUCGAUCUCGAAGAGCCAAUGGCUUUACAAGCAAUCAAAGGCUACUUGCUUAUUGCUAAUAAAGAGAAGGUUCUUGUGUACAACGUCUCGUCUCAGAAUUACGUUAGGGUUGGAGGUGGGCUGAGGCUUUUAUUCUCUGCAGGCCUCGACGAAAUUAUAGCGUCAUUCUUGAAUCAACAAGUUGUUGAUGUGAGUAUAGAGAAGGGUGUAUCUACGAUACCGUUGAUCACGAGUGAUUACGAGAAGCAUGUGAUUAUAAGUCUUGGAAAUGGGUACGUCGCCAUGUACCGUUCGAACCUACCCGUUUUCAAGAACGAGUUUAGUAGCAUAAUGUGGACGAGCCCCGUUUUGUUUUUCGUUCUCUUCUUGUUCGGUGCGUGGCAUUUUUUCGCAAACAAGAAGGAGGCGCUCACCUCGUGGGGCCCGGCGGACGACCCUUUUGGUGCUUCUUCCGGGUCUGUUACGGGUGGGGCUCCGGAAGCUUCUAGAAGCUCAGAGAUUAUGGAGAUGAGAGGCGGCGGUGUUGGCGGUGGCGGUGGGCUGAGGGGUUCUUCUUCGAGGUACGUUUCUCCACCUCGGUACUCUGGCGGUGAUGCCCGUUUUAGGGCGGCGUCGGAUUUGAAGUUUAGGGGGUCGAACGUUGAAUCGGGAGGCGUUUCGAAGAGGAGGGAUGGCCUUUUCGUAAAUAGUCAAGUUGCUGAUGAUAGUAAUUGAUUGACAGGUUUGUUUUCGUUUGUUUUCCCACGUUUGUUGUAGUUUAAUAACUUGUGUUUUUGUAACAUUAUUAUAGCGAAAAAAGAAACAAAAUAAUUGGGAAAUCUAAAGCAGUUUUUUUUUUUU